This is a messenger RNA of Ceratosolen solmsi marchali, 766 nucleotides long. Its product is annotated as neuroligin 4-like. Bases 26 to 658 code for a protein of 210 amino acids. The transcript has 2 exons. The record is from RefSeq and is a predicted model, not a curated record. Lineage: Eukaryota; Metazoa; Arthropoda; Insecta; Hymenoptera; Agaonidae.
AGGCGCAGUUCGGGACGAGUCGUACAUGCCGAUUCCAUUGCCAAGCACCACGCGCAUGAGCACCACGUCGACGACCACGUGCACGGCGUCGAGCGACGAGAAUACGAUCCUGGCCGCGGCUAGCACGCCGAGCAUCCUCGACAAAAGCAAGGACGACGCGGAACAGCUACAGCGAUUAGCCUCACGGCACUACUACAGCACGACUACGGCCCUGGCCAUCACCGUCGGCGUCGGCUGCGUCCUCCUCGUCCUCAAUAUGCUCAUCUUCGCGGGAAUCUACUACCAGCGCGACCGUGACAAGAAGCGCGCCGCGAUGGCCAGCGCCUCGAACAACGGCCAAGAGAGCCUGCCGAUGAGCUGCAGGUCGGCGAUGAACCCCCAGGACAAUCCGACCUCGUCGCACGAGGCGCCACCCUGCUACACUACCCUCCCCAAGAGUCCCUCCUCCAUUCAGGAGCAGAUGAUGGAAGUAAACAGGCAGGAGCAAGUGGAGCGUAACCGGACAAAGGCGGAGAGCCUGAGCCGUGCGAGUAGCUGCAAGAAGGAGCACGCGAUACCACCUCGGCCGCCCCAAAGGACGUCGAGCUCGUUGAGCACGGGCAGCAGCACGAGCGGAAGCGUCAAGAAACGCGUCCAGAUCCAAGAGAUCACUGUAUAGCAUUAGUGGUCGCCCCCCGAGGGCACCGUCGCGCGCCCGAAACGCGUGACCUUCGUCGACUCCCAGGACGCGAUUCUCGAGUCGCAGUUUUAGGAUGGGAUUGGGGGG